GCAACUGCUAAAACAAAGUAUCAUCAUUGCUGUCAUAUCAACCAAGCAAAGAUUCAUUGUUGCGCAAUUCACAUUACAGCACCAUAUUACCCUGAUUCUUGAUUGCGGUUCAUUCAAAAUGUUGCCUCUCGGCCUCUUGAACGCGGCCCAAGGCCACCCCAUGCUUGUCGAGCUGAAAAACGGAGAGACCUUGAACGGUCACUUAAUACAGUGCGAUACGUGGAUGAAUCUGACGCUCAAAGAAGUCAUCCAGACAAGUGCCGACGCCGACAAGUUUGUCCGUCUCCCGGAAGUAUACGUGAAGGGCAACAAUAUCAAAUAUCUCCGAGUACCUGACGAAAUCAUUGACCUCGCGAAAGAGCAGCAACAACAACACGGCCAACAAAGUGGGUUUAGAGGUGGCCGAGGAGGACAUGGCCAACAAAGAGGAGACCACGGUGGCAGAGGCGGCGAUAGAGGUCGUGGGCGAGGCCAAGGAAGGGGUCGUGGGAGGGGCCGCGGUGCGUGAGGAUGAUUUUAUCCUACAGCAAAAAUGCAAGAUGGCUGCCAAUGACGAUGGCCACCGAUACAUAUGAACGCGGCACUCGGAGGGAAAUACUACACUCCCGAAAAGUCAGCGAAGUCAAGAUGAAGUGACAGCUCUAAGUCGACAGUUGCUAUGGACGAGAACGAUACCCAGCCCGACGAGACAGAAUUAGCGCAGACAAUAGGUAUUGAACUUGUGCGAGGCACAAGAGGAUAGGUACCUGGUAGAGAUCCGUGGCAGCAACGAGCAACGAGCAACCAAACUCCACAACCUUUCAAGAUAAUCCAGGGAUCAGAACCCGAUCUUCAACCAGAUACCUUCCUACUAUGUAGGUAUAUCAGUACUAGGUACUAGGUAUUUGUCCAGCUUUCUCAAUGAUAAUGCAAAUAAAUACCCAGCAAGUGUAAGGACCCAACGAACAGAUAUUCACAUGAUCGACAAGUUCUUAAUAGUCUAUCAAUAAACAACUACUUUUGCAAGGACCACAUGAGCACAUCUACCACAAGAUUACACAAUUUCAACGUAUUGAUGCAAUUCAAGUCCACUAUUUA
Hypoxylon fragiforme is the source of this 1077-nucleotide messenger RNA. RefSeq names its product like-Sm domain-containing protein. Gene Ontology annotation, biological process: mRNA splicing, via spliceosome; nuclear-transcribed mRNA catabolic process; spliceosomal snRNP assembly. The coding region runs from base 119 to 508 and encodes 129 amino acids. Gene Ontology annotation, cellular component: spliceosomal tri-snRNP complex; U6 snRNP; P-body. The transcript has 4 exons. The record is from RefSeq and is a predicted model, not a curated record. Lineage: Eukaryota; Fungi; Ascomycota; Sordariomycetes; Xylariales; Hypoxylaceae. Gene Ontology annotation, molecular function: U6 snRNA binding.